AUGGCUAUUUCGGAUGACUAUGAAAACAGAUUGCAUUCAUUUUGUGCAAAAAUGUCACCAAUGCCGAUUCAUGGUGAUUUGAUCCGCGUCCCACCAAAUGAAUUAAAUGUGACAAGUUCUCCUUGGCCAUUUGCAGCAUAUGGAUGUUAUUGGUCCUAUCGAGCCGCCGCGUCAAAUGGACAUAGGUUCAUUUUGGUAGCCAUCGACUAUUUCACGAAAUGGGUAGAAGCAUCUUCGCACAAGUCAGUGACGAAGAAGGUGGUGGUAGACUUUGUUCGCAACAACAUCAUUUGCCGAUUCGGAAUUCCUGAGUCAAUCAUAACCGAUAAUGGAGCUAAUCUUAAUAGCGGUCUGAUGCGGGAGAUUUGUGAGACAUUUAAGAUUACUCACCGCAAUUCCACCCCUUAUCGACCUCAGAUGAAUGGAGCAGUCGAAGCAGCCAACAAAAACAUCAAGAGAAUAUUGCGAAAGAUGAUUGAUAAUUACAGACAAUGGCACGAAAAACUGCCGUUGGCCCUUCUCGGUUAUCGCACCACUGUUAGGACUUCAACUGGGGCAACGCCUUAUCUUUUGGUCUAUGGAACAAAAGCUGUGUUACCUGCGGAGGUGGAGAUACCAUCGUUGAGGAUUAUCCAAGAAGCUGAGUUGAGUGAUGCCAAAUGGAUACAAAAUCGUUAUGAACAAUUGAUGCUCAUUGACGAAAAGAGAAUGAACGCGAUUUGUCAUGGACAGCUUUAUCAGAACAGGAUGGCCAAAGCUUUCAACAAGAAGGUAAGACCAAGGCAGUUCAAACCGGGGCAAUUGGUAUUGAAGCGCAUAUUCCCAUGCCAAGAGGAAGCUAAAGGAAAAUUUGCACCCAAUUGGCAAGGACCUUAUAUGGUUCAUCGGGUAUUAACUGGAGGAGCACUGAUUUUAGCAGAAAUGGAUGGCGAAGUGUGGCGAAAGCUAUCAAUGCAGAUGCCGUCAAGAGAUACUACGUCUAAGAGUUUUUCAUUUAUUUUGCAUGUAAUGUUUGUAAUGCCUUUCUAUGUAAUGAAAACUACAUUUCCUCGGCAAAUUUCUAUAUUUAGGAAAACCCAUAUUCUACGGGUUCUCUCUUUAAGAUAG
Lycium ferocissimum is the source of this 1107-nucleotide messenger RNA. RefSeq lists its product as uncharacterized. Gene Ontology annotation, biological process: DNA integration. Lineage: Eukaryota; Viridiplantae; Streptophyta; Magnoliopsida; Solanales; Solanaceae. The transcript has a single exon. Gene Ontology annotation, molecular function: nucleic acid binding. The record is from RefSeq and is a predicted model, not a curated record. The coding region runs from base 1 to 1107 and encodes 368 amino acids.